AUGCCGUGCGGUGCACGCAUGCCCUACAGUAGCUUAUCCCCCCCUCCUACCCUCACCUGCAUUGGUGUGCAGGUGGGAAAGCUGGAAGGGGAGGAGGGUGGAACGGCUUGGACGACGGGUAUUGCGGAGGUCCAGCUGCCCAUCGACUACAAGCUGAGCAACAUUGAGGCCACAGAGGAGGCCAAGCGCAUGCUGCAGGAAAGAAGACCGUUCAUGAACCGCCCACGCCCGCCGUCCACAACGCUGCCAGCCAGCUACAGUGCAGAUUUCUUCCAGCGCGGUCGUGAAUAUGCGGAGAAGCUUAAAAGGG
Molecule: messenger RNA, 310 nt
Organism: Closterium sp. Yama58-4
Lineage: Eukaryota; Viridiplantae; Streptophyta; Zygnematophyceae; Desmidiales; Closteriaceae
Source: the annotation of a GenBank genome assembly